GAGCGAAGCCCGCCGGGGAGAGAAAGCGACUCGGCUCCGCGCGCCGCUUCCCCCUCUCCUCCUGCCAUUAUUCUCCUGGGCCGGAGAGUCCCGCGAGCUCAAGAGGAGACCACGCCAGGCCUCCCCCCUUCCCCAAAUCAGACUCUUCUUGCAAGUAUAACUUUGUUCAAGAGUCCUAAGUUUCGUGUCUGGAUCUUGAAUUGGUGCCAAAGCUUUCUUUUCACCAUACUCCUCAUUUUGGAGAAGUUUCUUGAGUGUUCUGCUGGAGAGGGUCUUUUCCAUGUCCUGUCAGCAUCUGAUAUUUGUCCGAUUUCGCAGGGGAAAGCCUUCUCUCUGGCCACAUCCAGGUUGUGGAAUUCCCUCCCAAAGGAGAGGGACUCCAUGAAAGAUGACAGAAGAAGUUAUUGUUAUAGCAAAGUGGGAUUACACUGCACAACAGGACCAAGAACUUGACAUAAAGAAGAAUGAACGCCUCUGGCUGCUAGAUGAUUCCAAAACAUGGUGGAGGGUAAGAAACGCAGCCAAUAAAACAGGAUAUGUGCCAUCCAAUUAUGUCGAGAGAAAGAACAGCUUGAAGAAGGGCUCCUUGGUUAAAAAUCUGAAAGACACAUUGGGUUUGGGUAAAACAAAACGGAAGACAAGUGCCCGAGAUGCCUCACCAACUCCUAGUACCGACGCAGAAUACCCAUCAAAUGGUAGCAGCGCUGAUCGGAUUUAUGAUUUGAACAUCCCAGCAUAUGUUAAAUUUGCCUACGUGGCAGAGAGGGAAGAUGAACUGUCCCUUGUGAAAGGCUCUCGAGUCAUUGUUAUGGAAAAGUGCAGUGACGGCUGGUGGAGAGGGAGCUACAAUGGACAGAUUGGCUGGUUUCCUUCAAACUAUGUAGUAGAGGAAGUUGAGGAAGCAACUGCAGAUUCACCAAGUUUUCUCAGUUUAAGGAAGGGAGCCUCUAUGAGCAAUGGCCAAGCUAUGAAAGUGCUCCACAUUGUUCAGACAUUGUAUCCGUUCAGUUCUGUCACAGAAGAAGAGCUCAAUUUUGAAAAAGGUGAAACCAUGGAAGUCAUAGAGAAGCCUGAAAACGACCCCGAAUGGUGGAAAUGUAAAAACUCGCGAGGGCAAAUUGGUCUUGUUCCCAAAAACUAUGUAGUAAUUGUAAGUGACGGCCCUACCAUUAACACUUCCCAUCCACCUCCAAUAAGCUACACGGGGCCCUCUGCUACAGGACGGUUUGCUGGAAGAGAAUGGUAUUAUGGGAAUGUUACUCGGCAUCAGGCAGAAUGUGCUCUGAACGAAAGGGGAGUGGAAGGAGACUUCCUAGUCAGAGACAGUGAAUCUUCGCCCAGUGACUUUUCUGUAUCACUAAAGGCAUCAGGGAAGAACAAACAUUUCAAAGUGCAGCUGGUGGACAAUGUCUAUUGCAUUGGGCAGCGUCGCUUUAAUACUAUGGAUGAGUUGGUGGAACACUACAAAAAGGCUCCUAUCUUCACCAGUGAACAUGGGGAAAAGUUAUAUCUGGUUAAAGCACUUCAGUGACAUUGAAGAUGGACUAGGCCUGCAGGGCCUCUUACAACUUACAAGCCUUAGGUCCUAAAUUCACUUUUAUAGAGCAGAGCAGUCUACGCCAGUCUGAGACAGUCUUCGGAGCAUGGCCUCUUUCUAAUGUGUUUGCUCUGUUGGUUAUACACUCUCUCUUGCUCUCUCCCCAUCCCCUCCGCCCUUUCCCCUCCCCACUUUGUCUUUUUAAAAAUUCAGUUGUUUCACAUCCCCUCAGGGUGAAAUUAUCACUUAAGUGGCCAUUGCAAACACUUGUUUUCUUCCCUCUUCUGUGUACGUUUACAUAGUUAGUGUUCACAUAAAUGAGGGGUGCUCUCAAUUCAAAACAGUGUUAAAUUGUUCCGAUAGCUCACGCUGGCAGAACUCAUCCUUAAGAGACUGGGCACAGUUUGAAUGCACUGGACCUGCAGCUAAUUAAGUGAAAUAUAGUAGACAUAACAGUUGUGGCUGUGAGUUCCGUAGCUAUUUUGCUUACCAAGUAGUAUAUUACAGAAAUUUCUAGAAGCACUCUUUACACUCUCUCUACUCAACUAUUACAUUGCCUCUUUGUGAAGAGUACACUAACUAAUGCAUUUUGUAAUAGUGCUUCUUAAACUACUACAGUAAGAUUGUAGUAAAAGAAAACUAUCUAGCGUAUUUUGACAUGUAAUUGCGACAGAGAUGUUUCAUUGCAAGUUGAUUACUUAGAGAAUCAUUGAAUUGUAAUGGUUGAAUGUUUUGGUAAUCUACAACCAAAUGUGCCAUCAACAUAAUGCUUUCUCUUCUUGCCCUUCUGCUUGUUUGAAUUAAACAAUUAUGUAUUUAAUUCUUAAAGUAAUAUGUAUCUGUAGCUGAUUGACACUAAUACAGAAGUUUAAUAAACAACUAAUUAUGGGUGGGUGGGGCUUCCAACACAUACAUGCAUACAUAUAAUAUAUAUAUUCAUAUAUAUAUAUAUUUGCAUUACAGAAAAAAAUUCAGCGUUUACAAAAGGUGGUGUGAUUGGUAAUAAGACACACAGAAUGUUAUAUGAAGAAAAUGCAUUUCUUUUAACCUUCUUUAUGGUUUUAAAUAUAGUCUUGAUGGCACAUUCCUGAAAAUUGGGGGGGGGGGGGGAAGGACCUUGAUGAUCCCAGAAUCUCGCAUACACAGGUUUUUUUUUUAAUAUUGUAAUAAAAAGAAAAAGUAAAGGUAUCACAUGAAGAUGGAGUAUUGAAUUUAUCCCUUGGGUAAUGGCCAUGAGGUUGGUAUAGCAUGAUGAAAUAUGAUAAUCCCUCAUUUAUGAAGCCUAGAAUCUGAAUGGUUUGUUCAGACAGUUGGGGCAAAAACAAAAAAUUGCAGACAUUCUCAUUUUGUUUAGCUGUGAUUUCAUGAGCAGUUAGAAUAUUAAAAGUACAGCCAGUUGCUUUGUUUCAUUUUUUUAAGAAAGCUGAAAUCCAUUGCUGAGCUAAGCAAGCUUUAUAACUGCAGUGGUUAAAGAGCCUAUCAUUGUAUUAGGCUUUGCAGUUGUUUAACUCAUGUCAGUGGUAGCAAUUGGCAGUGGUCUCUGCAUUGUACAAGCAAGGCCAUGGGAACAAGAUACCCUCUCAAGAUUAGUUAAAGCCUGCCACCCUUGAGUUGGCUUGGAAAGGCUUUGUUGGCUUUAAAGGAGGACAUAUUCAUGGAAGUUAUAUCAAGGCUAUUCGCUCUAAUGGCUAAAGGGAACUUCGCUGUUCAGAGGCACUAUGCCUUUGAAUACCACUUUCUGAGAGGGCAACCGUUGGAGGGAUGACUAUUGACUUCAUGUCUCUAGGAUUUCCCAGAGGCGUUUGGCCAUUAUGGAAAGCAGGACACUGGACUAGAUGGACUCUUAGACUGAUCUAGUAGGACCCUCCUAGAAAUCCAUGAUUUCCUCAGGUACAGGAUGCUGGCGACAAAUAAUCAUCUUGGAGGCUAACACAAAGUAUGUGUGUUAAUUAUAUUUAGGACACAAUCAUUUGUUUUUAAAGCACUUUCAUGGAUGACAGUAGAGCUAUGCUGCAAAGUACUUCACUGCAAAGGCUUAUGACCUGCAGCCUUAGGCUUCAGUGGUGCUAAAUAGACUUAAAUCAACACUUGUGCACACUAUUUAGCAUAUGUGCCAUAGCUGUAACUCUGAUCCAUUGCCAACUGUCAAGACAUUAGGAAGCCAGAUCAGGAAGUUGUCCCUUUAUUCUGACAAGCUGACAGCAGAAAUUUGAGAAUUAAAUGGCAAGGGAUCCUUUUGUCCACAGGGUAGGUUUCUUCUUGAUCUGCACCACUUAAUGACCAGCUUAAACCCCAUAUGCAUAAAAGCUUUACUUAAAAUGUAUUUAACUCAUCUGAUAUAACUUUGGAUGGUUCCAUCUAUGAAUGUUGAGUACAUUUUAAAUCUUGUUAAGUUCAUGGCCUUAGGAUGGUGAGAGAUUUUCGGAGAUAAUCAUUUACUGUGUUUUUAAAAAUUCCUUUUUUCCAGUUUUAAACUGUGUUGCUUUAACGUUUAUUAGGUAUCUUUUUUACUAUAUAAAUAUAUGUAUCUUUUUCUGGGGAUAAAUAGGUGUCCCCGGCAGAUUCUUAUUUGGAUUGUUCCCCCCCUCACCCAUCUUUUGAUAUUUAUUUCUCUAAGUCAAACAAUUCCAGUAACAAUUGCAGUUGAGAAUAUUUAUGUCCAAAUUGGGGAGGGUGGAGUUGAUACAAUCCAUCAAAACAUGCUUGUGUUCAAGCCAUUUUGAAAUUUUAUUUUAAUGGUGUUUAUGCAAGAUAGGCUUCCUGAUUAACUGUAGUCAACACUUUUUGUUUAUAAAACCAUGAGGUUGGGAGAUCAAACUCUACACAUUAUUUUGGGUUGAAAAGGUUGCAAUAAGUUUUGUAUAAUGGACUUAGGGCUUAAACAAAUUCAUGGAGGACUGGUCUAUCAAUAGCUACUAGUCCAGUGGCUAUAGGCCACCUCCAGCCACAGAGGCAAGUUACCUCUAAAUACCAGUUGUAGAGGGGCAACAGCAAGAGAGAGGGCAAGCCCUCAACCCCUGCUUGUGGGCUCCUCGGAAGCAUCUGGUGGGCCACUGUGUGAAACAGGAUGCUGGACUAGAUAGGCCUUGGGCCUGAUCUAGCAGAGCGGUUCUUAAGACUUAUAUUCUCCAUCUUGCUUUGUAUUUCAAUACAACAAAUCUGUUUGACUUUAUUGUUAAAAAUGUGUUGAUUAAGCUCUUGAUAGUGAGAUGUGAAUCUUUUUAUUGAAUGAUGGGUAACUUAAUUUAUCACACCUCAAAUGCAAAAUAAAUAGCUCAGAUUAUUGGGUACCAGCUUGACUAUGUCAACAUUGAAUUCAGUCAUUGAGUUACACAUCCAGCAAACUUAAAUUUCUCUGGAGUUUCUCACUUUUGCCUGUAUCAGUCUCAGUGUAUCCUCUGAUGGGUUUAAAGGUGGACUGUAGUUUCCUUUACAAAAAUGGAACAUAAUAGAGCCUUCAGACAGGGCGGUUUUAUAAAUGUAAUAAAUAAAUAAAUACAAAAUACAGCAACACAAUACAAAAAUGUUGUAUUGUGUUGCUGUUGUAUUUGUAGGUAUUGUAUGGUCAUUUCACAGGUAUAGCUAUCAAGGUGGCAGUCCUCUCUCUCAUACAGCUGCACCAGUACAGUUUCAUAUGACAAAUUGCACUGUAUUACUUACUUUUGGUGCAAGAUGUGUAUUCAAACAGGUCAGCUCCCCAUAAGAAAAUGGAGGUGGUAAGAGCCACAGAGGAGGACUGUACCCCCUUCAACCACUGAACUCUGAAACAGAAUUAUAUGAUUACUUUGCUCAGUCACCCUUGUCCUAAUGACUUUUUUGUUUAGGCGCAUGCUUAUGAUUAAAACAUUGUUGUUGCCUCUGUA
Molecule: messenger RNA, 5400 nt
Organism: Hemicordylus capensis (graceful crag lizard)
Lineage: Eukaryota; Metazoa; Chordata; Lepidosauria; Squamata; Cordylidae
Gene: NCK2
Product: NCK adaptor protein 2
Exons: 6
Coding region: 389-1531 (380 amino acids)
Biological process (GO): negative regulation of endoplasmic reticulum stress-induced eIF2 alpha phosphorylation; positive regulation of endoplasmic reticulum stress-induced intrinsic apoptotic signaling pathway; negative regulation of PERK-mediated unfolded protein response
Molecular function (GO): protein binding
Source: RefSeq, a predicted model, not a curated record